Molecule: messenger RNA, 486 nt
Organism: Acanthosepion pharaonis
Lineage: Eukaryota; Metazoa; Mollusca; Cephalopoda; Sepiida; Sepiidae
Source: the annotation of a GenBank genome assembly
AUGCGGCCCUACCCGAAGCAGUAUCCACCCUGGAAAAACGGAUGCUAUAUGUGGGAACCUCGAGGAAUACCUCAUGGAUGUCGGGCACCUGGGGUGCCGUUCAAAAUGCACAUUCCCAACGCUAUUCAGGUGAUGGUAAGGGCUGGAAACGAAUGGACUGAACUGGAAAACGUGGAAGAGCAUGUGUUCCAGGGUUUGGUCGAUUUUAGCAAGCCAGACAUGGCCAACGGUGGGGUCACCAAACUACGGCCUGCGGGCCGGAUCGAGACCACCGAAAGAGAAGGCCAAUUCUGUGGAAGGGGAAAAUAUGUGACGUCACUAUCUUGGGUCCUUCCUUGCUUUUCAGAAGAACGAAUUUGCUCUCUCUCUCUCCUCCACGAUAUUUCUCUCAAUAGUUUGUUCCUCUGUUUCGUUUGUUGUAUAACACCUACUUGGCUCUUUCUUUCUUCGUGUAUAACAUUUAAAUCAACAGCCACGCACGGCUGA